This is a messenger RNA of Cetraspora pellucida, 134 nucleotides long. NCBI's taxonomy places the organism in Eukaryota, Fungi, Glomeromycota, Glomeromycetes, Diversisporales, Gigasporaceae. The record is from the annotation of a GenBank genome assembly.
ACCCAGACAACCAGAAUGAACUUCUCGAAGUUCUUAUCAAAACUACUCUCGUCGAGAUUAUUGAAAUCAAUCUUGCUCUCGAAGUAGAGAUAAUUACAGAAAUAGAAGUCGGUACAAGGCAGAAACCAUUAUAG